Messenger RNA from Didymodactylos carnosus, 1110 nucleotides. NCBI's taxonomy places the organism in Eukaryota, Metazoa, Rotifera, Eurotatoria, Philodinida, Philodinidae. The record is from the annotation of a GenBank genome assembly.
AUGUGGUCCAUAGUACUAUUUUACGUUCUUUUAUUAUCAACAAUAGUUAAUGGUUCACCCAGAACAGAUGUUACCGUAUCUGGAGGUUCGGCUGGUAGUGCAAUGGCAACACAAUUGCACAUUGCAUUUUCAAAUGAUAUAUCUGGAUCUGGUCUACUAGCCGGUCCACCUUACUAUUGUGCACAAGGUAGUAUGUUAAAAGUUGUUACUGAUUGUGUAUUUGGCUUUGGAAGUGUAAAUGAGAUUCAUAAGAAAAUGAAAUCCUAUGCUUCGGAUGGUAAAAUUGAUAAAUUGGAAAAUUUAUUAGGCGAUCCUGUUUAUAUAUUUCGUGGUAAAAAUGACAUUGUUGUUACUGAAAGACUUGCUAAAGAUAAUGAAGAAGUAUAUAAACCAUUCAAUCCUAAUUUAAAAACAAAUUACGAUACAAACGUUAAUCAUGGUAUUCCUACAGAGAAUUAUGGUGGGAAAUGUGAAACAUUAAAUUCAGAGAAUUUUCUCAAUAACUGUAAUUUUAGUGUGGCAUAUGAAAUGUUAAACCAUUUAUAUGGUGGAAAUUUAAUUAAACCAACUGUAACAACCAGAUUAAAUGGAAAAUUAAUUGAGUUCGAUCAGGGUGCAUUUAUGAAUCGCCAGCAGUUGGAUGCAACAGAAGAACGUCGUAUAGUUGAUACAUGGUCACAAUGGAUUGAUACAACAUUACAAUUAAUGAACCCAGUUAAUUACAUGCCAGUAUCAGUAUUACCUAGUAAUGGAAAUUAUGCAGCCAAGGCAUACUCAAUUAGUUUCGACAAGACAGCUUAUAUGUAUGUACCAUCCAGAUGUUCAAAAGGAAAAGGUUGUUCAAUUCAUGUUGCUUUACAUGGAUGUAGACAAGGUAAGGAGCGUGUUGGUGAAACAGUUGCAUUGCACGCUGGUUACAAUGAAGUAGCUGAAUUGAAUAAUAUAAUUGUCAUUUAUCCACAAGUAAAAAAGUCUUUAGUGUUCCCAAUAAAUCCGCAAGGUUGUUUUGAUUGGUGGUCGUAUACAAACAAUAAUUAUGCAAAUAAAUUAGGACCACAAAUGUCGGCUGUCAAAAAUAUUAUUGAUACUGUUCGUGCUAUACAUGCAUAG